Morone saxatilis (striped sea-bass) is the source of this 2201-nucleotide messenger RNA. RefSeq names its product GTP binding protein 4 (gene gtpbp4). Gene Ontology annotation, molecular function: GTPase activity; GTP binding; RNA binding. Gene Ontology annotation, cellular component: nucleolus. NCBI's taxonomy places the organism in Eukaryota, Metazoa, Chordata, Actinopteri, Moronidae. Gene Ontology annotation, biological process: ribosomal large subunit biogenesis. The record is from RefSeq and is a predicted model, not a curated record.
UGUUGCCAAAGACUAUGUGCGUCUGAUGAAGUAUGGAGACUCUCUGUAUCGGUGUAAACAGCUGAAGAGAGCCGCUCUGGGUCGUAUGUGCACCAUCCUGAAGCGUCAGAAGUCGAGUCUGGAGUAUCUGGAACAAGUGCGUCAGCAUCUGUCCCGUUUGCCGUCCAUUGACCCAAACACCAGGACCCUGCUCCUGUGCGGUUACCCCAACGUCGGCAAGUCCAGUUUCAUCAACAAGGUGACCCGAGCAGAUGUCGACGUCCAGCCGUAUGCUUUCACCACCAAGUCUCUGUUUGUGGGUCACAUGGACUACAGAUAUCUCCGCUGGCAGGUGGUGGACACCCCCGGGAUCCUGGACCACCCCCUGGAGGAGAGGAACACCAUCGAGAUGCAGGCCAUCACGGCUCUGGCUCACCUGCGAGCGGCGGUUCUUUACGUCAUGGACGUAUCCGAGCAGUGCGGUCACACCCUGCAGGAACAGCUGGAGCUCUUCAACAGCAUCCGACCCCUGUUCGCCAACAAGCCUCUCAUCGUUGUGGCCAACAAAUGUGAUGUGAAGAAGAUCGUCGAGCUGUCUGAGGAGAACCAGAAAAUCUUUGCAGAUCUCACUGCUGAGGGAAUCCCAGUGAUUGAGACCAGCACGCUGACCGAGGAGGGAGUCAUGCAGGUUAAAACUGAGGCCUGCGACCGACUCCUCGCCGAUCGUGUCGAGAGCAAGAUGAAGGGCAAGAAGGUCCACGAUGUUCUCAACCGGCUGCACCUGGCCAUGCCCGCCAAGAGAGACGAGAAGGAGAGGCCUCCGUUCAUCCCAGAAGGAGCCUUGAUUCGUAAGAAGGCGAUGGAGGUGGACGCACCCAAACGCAAGCUGGAGAGAGAUCUGGAGGUGGAGCUUGGUGAUGACUACAUCCUGGACCUACAGAAAUACUGGGAUCUGAUGAACGAGGACGAGAAGCAUGAUAGGGUCCCGGAGGUUUGGGAGGGCCACAACAUUGCAGAUUACAUCGAUCCCGACAUCAUGAAGAAACUGGAGGACCUGGAGAAGGAGGAGGAGCUGAAGGAGCGAGCCGGGGAGUACGACUCUGACGACGAGAGCGAGGACGAGGACAUGCAGGAGAUCCGCGUUCUGGCCAAACAGAUCCGCGAGAAGAAGCAGCUGCUGAUCGUGCAGUCAAAGGACAAGGACGUGCACGGGCCCCGCAUGCCCAGGACCACCACCAAGGUUGAAAGAAAGAAGCUGGAGAAGGAGAUGGGUGAACUCGGUCUGGACAUGAAUGACAAGGAUGAUAGCCACUACGCACAACAGGCCCGGCGGUCCCGAAGCAUCACUAAGAAACGCAAGCGUGAAGCUUCGGCCCCUCCGACCUCCAAAACCCGCAGCCAGAGCGCCUCCCGUCCACCACGAGACCAGUCUGGAAUACGGGAUCCAAAGAUGGCAAAGAAGGCAAAGAAGAUGAUGAAGAACUCCCAGAAAGACAUGAACCGCCAGGGCAAGAAGGGAGAGGCCGACCGACACGUGUUCGACCUCAAACCCAAACACCUCCUGGCCGGGAAGAGGAAGUCGGGCACCAACGAUUACAGAUAAAACUGCUUUUUCUGGACUGUUUCUGGACACACAAGCUUCUGUGUGGAUAUAAUGUUUGUGUUUUCAUUCUACACAUUUUCCCACAGCAGUAAAAAAAAAAAAAAAAAGAACAUCUUUCCUUUUUUAUAGAGGAAACUCUGGUCAUUUAGUAUUUUUGUGACAUGGGAGCGUCGUCCUUCAGGAUGCUGGCGCCAUAGAGAACUGUAAAACUGCUGGGGGGAAAAAAAAACAUUUAAAUGAUUAGUAAUUAUAAUAAUAGUGUGUCAUUUAUUCGUCAGAUCUCAAGUUUUUGCUCACAAAAGUUUAAACAUAUGGAAGGACUGUAUAUGGAAAAGCAGAGACUCGGGAACCAGUUGUGUGAUGGUUAAUGUCUUUUGUUUCCGCAGUUGACAUAUUUAAACUUAGACCCUGAUUAACAAAUGAUGUGUUAACUAUAAUUCAGUUGUUAAACUGAUUUUGUAUACAAGUUUUUCUCUUGCUAAUAGCAGUUGCGUGAGCUUGUAUGUGGCCAAUGCUGGGUUUACUUUGGAUAAAGUGAUGAUGAUACAUCCUGUAAAAGUGUCCCCUUUGAGUAAUAUUCAUUAACGAGGGAGCCAAAUAAAUAUACACCGGAACUAAA